UAUAGAUCUAAUACCUUAUGGUUGCUUCGUGGUUCGUUUACUUGUUGUUGGUUUGCCUUGUACAUUCUGAACCAUAUAGGGAUUGUGGAUCUAAAGUUGGAAAAUUACAUUCACUGACUGUAACACCAUGUGACAGGAUACCGUGUGCGUUAUAUAAAGGUCGAAACGCCACUGUUACAAUUGAAUUCAGUACCCAAGAGACUGUAAAAGAUGGUCAUAUUUCUGCACAUGGAGUGAUUGCACAUGUACCAGUACCAUUUCCACUUGACAACUCAGAAUUAUGCAACUUUGUCAGUCCAGUGUGUCCUUUACUUCCAUCUAUAGAGAACUAUACACACACGUAUUCUUUGUAUGUUAGCACAUCAUAUCCAUCGAUAUCUUUAACCAUCAGAUGGGAAUUACAAGAUAGUUCAAAUGAAGAUAUAGUUUGCGUUGAAUUCCCUGUUCAACUUAUAUAAAGUACAAUGUAUAAUGUAAUUCAUUCAUUAGUUUAGUUAGUAUAUAACAAACCAUUUAUCUUAUUUUGCAAUAAAUUAUGACAAUGAGAAAAGAGGGACAAUCAUAAACUUCUGAAGACUUAUUUUUCAUUUUGAUCUAUCAGGACAAUUCCUUGUUUGUUUAUUUUUAAUAUAAAAAAAAGACAGACAAUAAUAAUUAUUUCUUACUGAUUUC
Schistosoma intercalatum is the source of this 672-nucleotide messenger RNA. Lineage: Eukaryota; Metazoa; Platyhelminthes; Trematoda; Strigeidida; Schistosomatidae. The record is from the annotation of a GenBank genome assembly.